This is a messenger RNA of Plasmodium gallinaceum, 279 nucleotides long. RefSeq names its product mitochondrial import inner membrane translocase subunit TIM9, putative (gene TIM9). The record is from RefSeq and is a predicted model, not a curated record. NCBI's taxonomy places the organism in Eukaryota, Apicomplexa, Aconoidasida, Haemosporida, Plasmodiidae. Bases 1 to 279 code for a protein of 92 amino acids. The transcript has a single exon.
AUGGAAAAAUCGUUAGAUUUAAGUAACUUUAAUAAAAAUGAUAGGGAGAAGAUAUUGAGAAAAAUAAAUAAAGCAGAAUAUGAAGAUACAAUGAGCACAUAUAAUUCAAUUGUAGAAAGAUGUUUUAACGAAUGUAUUACAUCAUUUAGGUCAAAACAGCUAGAUAAUAAUGAAAAUAAUUGUAUAUUAACAUGUGUUAAAAAGUUUUCAAUUUUUUCCCAAAGAAUUGGUAUGAAAUUUACUCAAAAUUUAAAUAAUGAAAUGCAGAAAAAAAGUUAA